GUUUGGUACUGAUUAACCUCGUGUUAUGCUCCGUUGACGUAGAAUAAAAAUUAAUACAAUGGGCAAAAAUGGAAAAAGAGGAAGCGGCAAUUUAGGAAAAGCUUUAAUCAGGAAUCGUUUCGGUCCUUCAAAAAAUAGAAAAAAUGCAGAUUCGUCUAUGCUACAUUCCGCUAAUUUGAACGAUGGUUACGAUUGGGGACGUCUUAAUCUUCAAUCCGUUACGGAAGAAAGUUCUUUUCAAGAGUUUCUUUCCACUGCGGAGUUAGCGGGAACAGAGUUUUACGCUGAAAAAUUAAAUAUCAAAUUCGUUAAUCCAAAUAGCGGUAUUGGAUUACUUUCGAAAGAUGAAAAGGAAAAAAUGCUGGAGACACAAAGAAAAAAUAAAGCACUUUUAAAAAUACCAAGAAGGCCAAAAUGGGACAGUUCCACUACAGCUGACGUAUUGCAAAGCAAUGAAAGAGAAAAAUUUUUAGAGUGGAGGCGUUCGCUUUCUGUGUUGCAAGAAGUGGAAGGAUUACUGUUGACUCCUUAUGAAAGGAAUUUAGAGUUUUGGAGACAACUAUGGAGAGUAGUGGAACGCAGUGAUGUUAUUGUACAAAUAGUAGAUGCAAGGAAUCCAUUGAUCUUUCGUUGUGAGGAUUUGGAGGCAUAUGUUAAAGAAAUAGAUCCCAAAAAGAUGAACAUGAUUCUGAUUAAUAAAGCAGAUUUCUUAACAGAAGAACAGAGACAAACAUGGGCAAAGUAUUUUACAGAUAUUAAUUUGAGAGUUGCAUUCUUUUCUGCUACAUUAGCAGCUGAAAAGCAAAAGAUUGAAGACUCUAUAGAGGAAGAAAAUUCUGAAGGUGAAGAAGAUAGCGAAGAAGAGGAUAAUGAUGAAAAUAGCAAAAAUGAUGACAGUGAUCAGUCAUUGCAUAGUUCAGAAUAUUUUUCAGAAAGUGAAUAUGAAAGUGCAGAUGAUGGGAGUAAUUUUAACACCAACAUGGAAUAUGUAAAUAAAAGUUCUAAAAUAGAAAAUGAAGAAGAAAAAAAUUCUAAAGAUAAUGAAUACAGCUUAGAAGAAUUAAAACCUCCAAUAGAGGAAAUAGAUGAACAAAUUACAAAGGAGGAUGAUACAAAGGUGGAAAAUUCAUCAGAAUUAUUAUCCAGAGAUCAAUUAGUAUCAUUUUUUAAAACAGUUUACAAAGGUGAAACAUACACAAAAGGGGUUACAACUAUUGGAUUAGUAGGAUAUCCAAAUGUAGGAAAAAGUUCCACAAUUAAUGCUCUAUUAAUGAACAAGAAAGUAUCAGUAUCUGCAACACCAGGCAAAACAAAGCACUUUCAAACAUUGUUCUUGGAUAAGGAUCUACUUUUAUGCGAUUGUCCUGGCUUAGUAAUGCCUAGUUUUGUUAGUACAAAAGCUGAAAUGAUUUUAAGUGGAAUAUUACCAAUUGAUCAAAUGAGGGACCAUGUACCUCCAGUUACGUUACUGGGUAGUUUAAUACCAAGACAUGUUAUAGAAGAUCUUUAUGGUAUUAUGAUACCUCUACCACCAGAAGGAGAAGAUCCCGAUCGUCCUCCAACAGCGGAAGAAAUUUUAAAUGCUUAUGGAUAUAAUAGAGGUUUCAUGACACAGAAUGGGCAACCAGAUAAUGCACGGUCAGCUCGAUACCUUUUAAAAGAUUACGUAAAUGGUAGAUUGUUAUAUUGUGUUGCACCACCAACAUUAGAACAAGAGAAGUUUCAUAUAUUCCCUUUGCGGAGAAGAAUUGUUUCUAUAAAUAAACAUAUACCAGCCAGAACUAUUCGCGCCAAUAGAGGAAGUAAAGUCACGUCCGAGGACGUGGACAAAGUAUUUUUUCAAAACAAUUCUCCAAAUGUACAUGUAAAGGGAGUGAUUGGGAAAAUGCACGGUUUGUCCCGUUCUGGUUCUAACAUUGCAGGAUCGGUGAAUGGUUCCACACAGAGUUUGUUGCUUGAAGAGAAACCGUGGAAAAAAAUCAAUAAACAUUCAAAUAAAAACAAACGCGAGAAAACAAGAAGAUUAUACGCCCAUCUUGAUCAACAUUAAUUUCACGAAUAUGUAUUACUGUAUCGUAUGAAUUGAAGGCCUUUUCACUAUAUAACAGCGGAUCGUAUUUUGUAAUAUACAAAUCUCUGAGUUUAUAAACGCACCAGAGACUCAUAUCGAUUCUACGUACCAUAAAUACAUUCUAACAAUAAAAUACAUACACAUAUAAGAAUAGUUCACUGUUGUACUUAUAUGCGUAUAUAUUAUAAAAUUAAAAUUUUCA
Molecule: messenger RNA, 2273 nt
Organism: Habropoda laboriosa
Lineage: Eukaryota; Metazoa; Arthropoda; Insecta; Hymenoptera; Apidae
Gene: Ns3
Product: large subunit GTPase 1 homolog
Exons: 4
Coding region: 59-2050 (663 amino acids)
Biological process (GO): ribosomal subunit export from nucleus
Cellular component (GO): cytosol
Molecular function (GO): GTP binding; GTPase activity
Source: RefSeq, a predicted model, not a curated record